Photinus pyralis (common eastern firefly) is the source of this 2313-nucleotide messenger RNA. It is a transcript of the gene Axs, whose product is annotated as anoctamin-10. Gene Ontology annotation, molecular function: chloride channel activity. The coding region runs from base 87 to 2180 and encodes 697 amino acids. Gene Ontology annotation, biological process: chloride transmembrane transport. The transcript is spliced from 10 exons. NCBI's taxonomy places the organism in Eukaryota, Metazoa, Arthropoda, Insecta, Coleoptera, Lampyridae. The record is from RefSeq and is a predicted model, not a curated record. Gene Ontology annotation, cellular component: plasma membrane.
CCGCAACCAUUUAUACACGCAAGCAAUGUAAGUCCCGAACAUUCUCGAAUACGCGUAGAAAAUUCCAGAGCGCCAAAGGCGACGUCAUGUCUGGAGCAUUUCCGGUACAAUAUAGCACAGUCCUUUCGAUAGGAAUAAUGUCCCGCCAUCGCAUAUCAGAGGACAGGGAGAAACAAUCAGUCGAAAUAUCGGACGAAGACAACGAUGGCAGUUUACCUCAAUCGUACGUCGUAAUGAGAUUUGAUAAAAAUAUACCUGAUGCGACACUAGAAUGGAUAGUUGACAAGAUCCACACGUUAAGAACGAACGGUGGCGGCGAACUUCUGGUAUUAAAGCAGCCUUACAAAGAAUCCGAGGGCGUCGUCCUUCACAUAUCUGCGUCGACGAUAAAAUUCCUCGAAGCCGCAGAGGAAAUGGAAAUAAUGAAAUGCGACAAAAACGGAGUACGUCGCGAAUUUACGGUGAGUAGUUUGGAGGACUUCUUGCCGGACGGAAUGCACGUCGACGAUUUUCUGACGACCGCUGAAAAACAGAAGAUCAUAAAACACGAAUUGGAAAAUAUUCGUGCUCUUCCGGUGGAAGGCUGUAUUCCCGGAUAUCCACAGUAUACGUUAUACGAAGGGCAAUCGAUACUUCAUGUGUGUCUUGUAGAACAUCUUAUUAAAGCUAUAUAUCCCCUGCACGAUGUUGAAAGUUUGAAGAAAUUAGGGAAACGCUGGUACGCGACCCUGUUCGACCCCCAACCUCUGGAGGAAAUAAGGUUAUAUUUCGGAGAAGCUAUCGCACUUUAUUUUGCUUUUUUGGGAUUCUACACGGCAGCCCUGGUCUUCCCUACGUUUCUCGGUUUCCUGCAGCUUUUCGUCUCGCACGAGACCGUUCCGUUCUUUUGCGUCUUCAACGUGGUAUGGGUCACGGUAUUGCUCGAGUUGUGGCGAAGGAGGUCUAACGAGCUUGCUUUUCAAUGGGGAACAAUCGGCAUGACAAGUUUGGAUGAGCCCAGGGGGAACUUUCACGGACGUAUGGGAAAGGAUGCAGUUACGGGUCGAAUUCAACCCCAAUAUCCGCGAUGGAAAACCACCGCCAAAUUGUACUUUGUCUCAAUCCCCAUCGUUAUAGCUUGCAUGCUGUUCGCAUCAGUGUUUAUGUUGGCAUUAUUUUGGGUGGAAGAUUACAUGAAAGAUUUAGGAACGCCGUUAGCCGAGCAGCUGAUGAAUUUGCCAAGUAUUAUUUAUUCCAUAUUGGUGUUCAUUAUAAACGUUAAGUAUAAAACAUUGGCAACGUACUUAACGAACUGGGAAAAUCAUCGUACAGCAUCGCAAUUUGAUCGUCACCGUGUGAUUAAAUUGAUAAUGUUUGAAUUUGUUAAUACCUUCAUGUCUCUGUUUUACAUAGCUUUUGUGAAACAAGACCUUGAGAUACUAAAAACCCAACUGGCUACUAUGUUGAUCGUUCAACAAGCGAUCAAUAAUAUUCAAGAGGUUUUAAUUCCUCUCUUUAUUAAAAAGUACACGCAAAGAACACAACAGAACAUAAGCGUCAGCAAGGAAGUUGAAGACAAAUGUGAAAACAUCAAUUCCCGUGAAAUUUUAAAGCACAUCCCUGAAAUUCGUAGUGAUGACACUCGCAUAGCGGAAGCCGAAAAGGAGGACCUCAUGGACGUUUACGAAGAGACUUAUGACGAUUAUUUAGAAAUGUACAUUCAAUUCGGUUACGUAGUGCUAUUUUCUUCUGUGUAUCCUUUGGCAGCGUUCUGGGCCGUCGUAAAUAACUUUGUGGAAAUCAGAUCCGAUGCUUUUAAACUAUGCAAGUUCAAUCGACGCCCUUUCUCCAAAAAAGUGAAAGAUAUAGGUGCCUGGCAGAAAGCCUUCGAGGUCGUCGGCGGGCUCUCCAUCUUAACGAACUGCGGUUUGAUGUUCAUAAGCUUUCACCAACGCAAAGACGCAUACUUCUUUGACCAAUUGCAAUGGCUCGUCAUGUUUGUGGCACUGGAGCAUUGCUUGUUGGGUAUACGUUACCUGUUACACAUCGCAAUUCAAGACAAACCGGAGUGGGUGCGAGUCGCUCUUGCUAAAAAAUACCACGCGUCGAAGCAGGCGUUGAAGAAUGAGCAAUUAUUGAAGAAUCGCGGAAUUCUUGCAAGAAAAUUCAAGACAGUCUCUUCGCGACCAUUUAAAAGCUAACAAGGACCCUUUUACGCUUACGGCUCUAUCACUGCUUGUUAAAUAGUCCUUUAUUUAUUUAUUGCAUUCAAGGACACCGUUGUUGAUAUUACUGAUACUUAAUAACUUGUUAAUAAACUUUUUAUAGUUCUAA